Molecule: messenger RNA, 1989 nt
Organism: Labrus bergylta (ballan wrasse)
Lineage: Eukaryota; Metazoa; Chordata; Actinopteri; Labriformes; Labridae
Product: histamine N-methyltransferase
Molecular function (GO): N-methyltransferase activity
Source: RefSeq, a predicted model, not a curated record
AAAAGAUAUAUGUCUAUGGAUAGGAAUAAUACAGCACAGCUGCAGUUAUUUGAGUUCUGGCAUUCGCAAAGUUCAUCCAAGAGUUACAUAACAAAAGUUCAUUUGAGCAGAGCCAGCCAGCCUGGGAAGAGAGAUUUACUCUCUGACUGGAGACAAGAGGAACAAUCAGCUCUCUGUCCUUAUUCUCUGCACAUUCAAGGCUCAGUCAUGGCUGAGGAAGCAAAGCAGACCUGCUAUGAAGGCAGCUCGGUCCAAAGCUUCCAGUUCUACCUCGAACAUUCAGGAGAGCACGAGGCCAUUCUGAAGUGUGCUCACAACCUCUUGCCUGGAGAGUUUCAAAGAAUUGCAGCAGGUAAAAGCAGCCUGGAUGUUCUUGGUGUUGGAAGUGGUGGAGGGGAGGUGGAUGCCCAGAUGCUCACUCUUCUUCAGUCUACCUUGCCGGCUGUUCCUGUCACUGCUGACAUUGUGGAGGGCAGUGCUGCUCUCACAGACAACUUCAAAGCUUUGGUAGCAAAGACGGCCACUCUUCAGAAGAUCCAGUUUGUUUGGCAUGUCAUGGGCAGUGAGGACUAUGAAAAGCAAGUCAGAGCAAAAGGAGACAUGAAGAAAUUUGACUUCAUACACAUGAUUCAGAUGAUCUACUAUGUUGAUAACCUUUCCAGUACAAUCAAGUUCUACCAAAGCCUUCUGAAAAACAAUGGCAAGCUUAUGAUCAUUGUUGAAGCAGCUGAUGGUGGCUGGGACAAACUGUGGAAGACGUUCAAGAAAGAGCUCUGCACGGGUGCCAUCACAGAAUAUCGCUCAUCAGCAGAGGUUAUAGCUUGUGUGAAGAGCCUGGGUCUGAAAUAUGAGGAGCAUGUCAUUUCCAACACCUUUGACAUCACUGAGUGCUUCAAUCCAAGCAGCACGAAUGGAGGACGUCUUCUAAAUUUCAUGACAGCACAAGAUCACUUCUACCAGUCCUUUACCCCAGAGAUCCGGGCAGGCAUGUUAGACCUUCUCAGAAACAAGUGCAGCACUGAAAAGGAUGGCAGGGUGUUCUUCAACAGCAAUCUGAGCUGCAUACUCAUUCAUGCUUAAGCAUGACCUCUGAUAGAAAGAUGCUUAAACUUUCUGAUUUCACUUAUUGCAUUAGCUUUUCCUAACCAUUUGAAAAAGGAAACGUAUAUUUGCAUAUGUGUAAGUUAGUAGUUGUCUCUCUUAAUGUACUUAUACUGCCUAAAUGCCUAAAUAAUGCCUAAAUCUCUGCUGGUGUAUCAAAAAUGAUUAGUAAAACAGUUUAAAAAAAUGCUUUUUCAAGACUAAAAUCAUUGCCAAAUACAUUGUUUGUCUUAAAUUACUUAAAAUGUAAUGAGCAAACCUUUACUGCCUGAAACCCAAUACUAGUUGGCUCUAGAAUUGAUUUCAUGGAUAUAUUUCUAACAUUGGUGGAAGUUUAUAGUCAUUGUGUCUGUCUAUAUAAAAGUUGACUUCAUAUAUAUUUAAAGCUAACUUAUUUGUUUGAGUUGUCCAGUGGAUUGGCUCUCUAUAACAGCAGGCUCUUCUGGAGCCCCUGCAGCUGUCACUUGCUGAUGGAUAGCUAUUGUCAGAGUUAGCUUCCAUCACUUUCUCUAGAGAUGAAUACAUAAUUCCACUUGAAAUAGGUGGUUGCUAUACUAACAGCUGUACAGUAUGUCAUGACAUCGGUGUUUACACGGACGAUCAUCAUUCAGGACUCAUGAUUCAAGAUGUUUAUUGUCACUCUAGGUCUAUAAGUACAAUUGUGUGAAAUUAUUAUGCUAGGAGGCUCCUUUUACAAAGAGCAGGUAUUAAAUAUAAAGACAUAAAAUGUGCCACCCCAAAAAUGUUUUGGAAUAUUGGGGUAUGAGUAGCUCAGUAUAGAGUUGAUGGUUCAAUGUCCAGGUGGCUGAGGCCAUACAGUAAAGGUCUGUAAAGGCUGAAUCAUCACCAGAUUGUAGGAUUUGGAUACAAAUAAAUUACUUCAUUUGA